AUGUCGACCAUCAGCGAGUCUCAACAUGCCACGAAGUUUGACCCUCGUCCCACAGAUAUCAUUGUGGCGGUGAUGGGAAUGACUGGCUCAGGCAAAAGCACAUUCAUCUCCCAUUGCAUGGGGGUGGAUCUCGGCAUUGUUGGCCACGGUCUCCAAGGAUACAGCGAUGUGCUCAAGGCCAUCGGUACCUGGAUGGGUGAUACGUACUCGAAGGACAUCAAGCUCAACGGCAUCAUAUACUUGCACCGGAUCACUGAUCCUCGUAUGGUAGGGUCAGCCAAGAAGAAUCUCAUCAUUUUCAAGAAGCUGUGUGGGCAAGAUGCUCUCAAAAACGUCACUCUGGCCACCACGAUGUGGGAGGCUGUCCCGCAAUCAGAUGGCGAACGCCGAGAGCACGAACUGCUUGAAACCCAAGAUUUCUGGGGCUACAUGCGGUCAAACGGUGCCAAAGUGGAAAGACACUACAACAACCGAGAGUCUGCCCUGCAAAUCCUCAGCAAGUUCUUCACAGAAGAACAAGUUGUCACUGCCAUGCAAGAGGAACUCGUGAAUGGCAAGAAGAAGUUGUCGGACACCGAAGCUGGCAUGGAGUUGAACAGCGAGUAUCGCAAGUUGGAAGAGAAACUGAAUAGGCAGUUGCAGGAUAGAAUGGACGAACUUGAGGAGGCACAGAAGAAGAAGGAUUACGAAAGUACAGUGUUUCUGAAGGAAUGUCGGAAACAGCUAAACGACCAGCUUGCGCAGGUUUCGCAGCAGCGGGAAGAUCUGAACGUGACACUGGCCAAGAUGCUCGCCACCAGCACCUUUCCCAUUGUUCGCGCGCCAGGGGGUUUUGAUAGUAGUGCCAGGAGGCCCAGCUACACUGGUAACGCAGGCCAAGCAGAAGCAGGAAGGUUGUUAAACCCAUACCUGGACCCGAGAGCAUCCGGCAACACUCCUUCCAUCCGAGUUCGACGCUCCGUCGUUCCUUCACUGUCGUCGAAAGUGGAGUUCUGCCAAGCGAUAAUGACAGAACGGAAAGCAGUCGUCCCUUUAACUCAGACCAUGAUCCUUGCGAGUCUCAACGCUUGGCAAAUCAGAGACUCCGGAGUGUGCGACGACGGCAGGCGAGACGAACCAUCAAUCGUCCAUCAGCACUAAAUGGAAGCCAGGACUGUGGCAGCAAGUGCGGGGUGAAGAAGUUCAGCUGUCACUCGGGGGCAAGAGAGAAAGGAAAAAGGGGGGAAACGAGGACGUAAAAAGAGGUGGAAAGGGUCAGAAGCAGAGCUGCCAU
Molecule: messenger RNA, 1273 nt
Organism: Neurospora tetrasperma FGSC 2508
Lineage: Eukaryota; Fungi; Ascomycota; Sordariomycetes; Sordariales; Sordariaceae
Exons: 3
Coding region: 1-1140 (379 amino acids)
Source: RefSeq, a predicted model, not a curated record